UUACCUUUCUCUCUCUUUUAUUUCUCUUUCCAUAAGCAUAUUCUUUCUCUUUCUAGGGUUUUCACCUGAAAUAGUGCUAGCUCUUAAUUAAUUUUUAGAUGAUAUGUUAGGAUCCUUUGGUUCAUCAUCAUCUCAAUCUCAUUCUCAUUCUCACCCUCAUCAUCAUGAUGAACAAGAAUCUACUGAUCAUCAUCAUGAUGAUCAUCAACGGCGGAGAUUCAUUGCUACUGCUGCUGCUACUACUACUGCUACCACAACUAUCACCGCCACCAUUUCGCCUGUCAUUCAAAUCCGCCAGCUACUCAUUAGCUGUGCGGAGUUGAUUUCGCGGUCUGAUUUUUCGGCCGCGAAUAGACUUCUUAACAUUUUAUCAGCUAACUCAUCUCCUUUUGGUGACUCAACGGAAAGGCUAGUCCAUCAGUUUACUCGUGCACUUUCCCUUCGUCUUAACCGCUAUAUAACGUCGUCAACCACCAAUCAUUUCUUAACACCUGUAACAAGUAUUAUCGAAACUGCUCCAGCUGAUUCUUCUUCGUCGUCAUCAUCAUUAUCAUCAUUAGCUCUACUUCAAUCAUCUUACCUGUCUCUAAACCAAGUCACACCUUUCAUAAGAUUCACUCAGUUAACUGCUAACCAAGCGAUUUUAGAAGCCAUUAAUGGUAAUCAACAAGCGAUACACAUCGUUGAUUUCGAUAUCAAUCAUGGUGUUCAGUGGCCUCCAUUAAUGCAAGCACUUGCUGAUCGUUACCCUGCACCUACUCUUCGAAUCACCGGUACUGGAAAUGACCUUGAUACCCUUCGUAGAACUGGUGAUCGUUUAGCCAAAUUUGCUCACUCAUUAGGGUUGAGAUUUCAAUUCCACCCUCUUUAUAUCGCGAGUAAUCGCGAUCACGAUGAGGAUCCAUCGAUUAUUUCUUCCAUUGUUCUCCUCCCUGAUGAAACCCUAGCUAUAAACUGUGUUUUCUACCUCCAUCGUCUUCUAAAAGACCGUGAAAAACUAAGGGUUUUCUUGCAUAGGGUUAAGUCCAUGAACCCUAAAAUUGUUACUAUAGCUGAGAGGGAAGCAAAUCAUAAUCACCCUCUAUUUUUACAACGAUUCGUUGAGGCAUUGGAUUAUUAUACAGCUGUGUUUGAUUCAUUGGAAGCUACAUUGCCACCGGGUAGUCGAGAGAGGAUGACAGUUGAACAAGUAUGGUUUGGGAGGGAGAUUCUUGAUAUCGUGGCGAUAGAAGGAGAGAAAAGGAAGGAAAGACAUGAAAGAUUUAGAUCAUGGGAAGUAAUGUUGAGGAGUUGUGGAUUUAGUAAUGUUGCUUUAAGCCCUUUUGCAUUAUCACAAGCUAAGCUUCUUUUGAGACUUCAUUAUCCUUCUGAGGGAUAUCAACUUCGUGUUUUGAGUAAUUCUUUCUUGUUAGGUUGGCAAAAUCAACCCCUUUUUUCCAUCUCUUCGUGGCGCUGAGAAAAGGGGAUCUGAAGAAAACGCACAAGUUUAGGAGGGUCUUUAUAUAUUCUGCCCGAAAAAAUUGCAUUCUAGGGGAAAGGAAACCCUAAAUAACAAGAAUUUCUAGUGAAGUUGUAGUACUAAUUAAUACUCUUGCAUGGUGAAGGACAAUGAAGAGGUAUUGAAUUUCAUGGUUUUUUUUUCUCAUCUAGUUUUAUUUGUUGGGUAUGAGGUUAUUGAGUUGAUCAUGACAAAUGUUUUAAUUUUUAACAUAGAGGACUAGGUUGAUGAUAUAUAUAUUUAAGUUAUAACUAGCUAGUCUAAGUUGUAUAAUGCAAGAUCCUCAAUUUAUUUUUAUUAUUUUUUUGUUGUUGUUGUUAGUGAAAGAUUCUGUUAUUACCAAAUUGUUAGGUAAGUG
Molecule: messenger RNA, 1856 nt
Organism: Capsicum annuum
Lineage: Eukaryota; Viridiplantae; Streptophyta; Magnoliopsida; Solanales; Solanaceae
Product: scarecrow-like protein 18
Exons: 1
Coding region: 104-1456 (450 amino acids)
Biological process (GO): meristem initiation; regulation of DNA-templated transcription
Cellular component (GO): nucleus
Molecular function (GO): sequence-specific DNA binding; DNA-binding transcription factor activity
Source: RefSeq, a predicted model, not a curated record